CCACCAGCAACUUCAGCCAUCACAUUUCCAAAAGGCCGAUAUCAUGGACGAACCAUCAAGCCCAGCAGGUCCCUAUGUCGUGGACCGUGAAAAGACCGCGCCCUUUCUCAUUCGUGCAUUUGUGAAAGUGAACGGAUUCCACCGACCACAACAAUUCGAAGACGGACCGUUGCCAGUAGCCGACGAACAACAGCUCUUCACUUGGAAAGACGCAACCCUAACCGAAGUCCUCACAACCCUCCGCAACAUAGCCCCCCUAACCCCCGAAUACCGGCACCCCCUCGCGCGCUACUCCUUCCGCGCCAUCUUCGCAGACCCGACCGCCCGCGGCCGUUUCUCCUUCAAAGACCUCGGCACGGUCUACUCACGCGACAUCCUCGGCGAACCCGGCACACUCGAUUCCACCGCCCCCCGCCUGCUCAAAGAUUCUGACGGUGAGAGGACGACGGAUGGAGUCGAACCGCAGCCGCAGGUGGAAUCGGGCGCUGGUGGAGGAGGGUCGGCGGAGAGGGAGAGGGAGAGGAGGGCGGAGGUGAGGACGUUGGAUGAGUUGAGGUUCGUUCCGGGGGAUUAUAUGUCCGUUAGUGUCAUUCUCCCCAAGAACGCGACGGUCGUACCGGGCGAGCUCUCUAUCAAAGGAUCUGCAGGAAGUGGAGCUCCACCUCCGUCGAAUGGAUGGAAAGGCGCGAAUGCGGUGGGAUUGGGGUCUGGUACGGGUAGUGGAGGUGGUGGAGGGUUCGGUGGCGGUGUGGCGCCUGGCAGGGGAGGUGGACAUUGGAGGGGUGGGUCGGAUGCACCUGUGGGUGGUGGAGGAGGAGGUGGUGGAUUUGGAUCUGGAAGAGGACGUGGAAGAGGGGCAGGCAUGGGUCUGGAUGAUAGGGAUCGGAGAGGCCCGCCACCUCUUGGGAGGAGGAGGGAGUCGCCACCACCGAGGGGUGGAGGAGGAUGGGGAGAUCGGGGCAGGGAUAGAGGAGAUAGGGAUCGGUUGGGCAGGGAGAGACGUUCGAGGUCGAGGUCGCCCAGGAGGAGCAGGAGAUAGGUGACGGUGAGCGGAGUGAUCUUUUGGUGUGAGUAUAUGAGCGAAUAUGUUGUGCUCAUCUAGCCGACGUCUCACUUGUGUUAGCAGUGUCGAACAGUUCUCAUGCUUUUAUGCACGAUCUAUGUAUGG
This is a messenger RNA of Stereum hirsutum FP-91666 SS1, 1168 nucleotides long. RefSeq lists its product as uncharacterized. The coding region runs from base 44 to 1039 and encodes 331 amino acids. The transcript has 3 exons. The record is from RefSeq and is a predicted model, not a curated record. Lineage: Eukaryota; Fungi; Basidiomycota; Agaricomycetes; Russulales; Stereaceae. Gene Ontology annotation, cellular component: nucleus. Gene Ontology annotation, molecular function: transcription corepressor activity; transcription factor binding. Gene Ontology annotation, biological process: negative regulation of DNA-templated transcription.